Leptopilina boulardi is the source of this 395-nucleotide messenger RNA. RefSeq lists its product as uncharacterized. The transcript has 3 exons. Bases 11 to 334 code for a protein of 107 amino acids. Lineage: Eukaryota; Metazoa; Arthropoda; Insecta; Hymenoptera; Figitidae. The record is from RefSeq and is a predicted model, not a curated record.
GAGAUCGUACAUGUUCAUUGAGCAACAUUUAGUGCUGAGGUGGCAAGAAGAAGAAGAAAAAAUAAGAAGAAUGGAAGAAUUGGAAAAAUCCUCUUCCAAAAACAGUACGGCCAGUGAGAUUAUCAUUCAGCAUCCGCCCUCCCCGGCGAUCAUAAGUCAAUGCCCAGCGGAGAAUGAAGUGAUGCCAGGGAUGCCCAUUAGCAAGUCAGGAGGGGUAGAGAAAUUAACAACUGAGCGACAAAAGUUGGAUAAUAAAGAUGACGAAAGUGUUGAACGUGAAGGAAAACAAUCAAAAUUUUUUAUUUUGACUGAUUCGAUCGGUUCUGGAACCUGAAAUGAUGCUCAAACAAAGACGCUAUUACAAUGUUUACCUGAAGUUGAAGAGGCAUCAAAGA